Penicillium malachiteum is the source of this 534-nucleotide messenger RNA. RefSeq lists its product as uncharacterized. The record is from RefSeq and is a predicted model, not a curated record. The coding region runs from base 1 to 534 and encodes 177 amino acids. Lineage: Eukaryota; Fungi; Ascomycota; Eurotiomycetes; Eurotiales; Aspergillaceae. The transcript has 4 exons.
AUGAAGCCAUUUACUACAAUCUUGAGUCUCCUGGCAUUAGCCACCUCUAUCUCCGCACAGAACACAUGCACUGCAGAUGAUGUCCUCGUCUCACUGGAAAUCAAUAUCAAAUUUGGUGAUCAGAUGCAGACAGACGUCGAUACUACGAACAACAGUAUUGAUACUAGUGGACCGGUGUAUAAAAACUACAAGUCACUACUCAAUCAAUACGCACAUGAUGUACAGUGCACCAUCAAUGCGACUCAAGACCAGCAGACCCAGAUUUGUGGUGCUUAUAUUAACUUUUCCACGAGUCAACUCCGCUUCCUUCAUGUAGCCGAUGGUCUCCAAUUCUUCAUCACAAAUGACCAUGGAGACAACGAAAGCAAGAUGCAUGGUUAUAUUUUAACUUACCAAGCUGCUUUAGAGGGCUAUACUUCUCGGAUCAAGGCUGGAGUUCCUCUCUGUGCUAGCCAAAUUGAUGAUGCUUAUGCACCUCUAGCUAAGCAGCUUGCUAGUCUUAUACAGGAUUACCCAGCAUCAACAUCUACUUAG